Molecule: messenger RNA, 869 nt
Organism: Micropterus salmoides (largemouth bass)
Lineage: Eukaryota; Metazoa; Chordata; Actinopteri; Centrarchiformes; Centrarchidae
Product: annexin B11-like
Exons: 4
Coding region: 68-487 (139 amino acids)
Source: RefSeq, a predicted model, not a curated record
CAGGUGACGGCUGCGUCAGUGGAUUUGCUCUCCAGCGCUGAUCUGUAGUUUCAUCUAAAGUUUUAAAAUGUACGGACACAACCAAGGAAACCAGUACCCUCCUGGUUACCCGAACAAUCCUCAGCAGAUGCCAGGGGGAUACCCUCACUAUCCUCCUGGCACUGUUCCACCACCAAACUACCCUCCUCAGCCCCACGGUCCACCUGGAGGCAACCAUGGGUACGGACCUGGACCUGGACCUGGACCUAGUUGUGGUCAAGGUCAAGGACAUGGACAUGGACAAGGACAAGGACAAGGGCAUGGCCAUGGUCAUGGGCAUGGACAUGGGCAUGGGCAUGGAGAGGGCCACGGAAAAUGCCAUGGACAGGGCCACGGACAUGGGCACAAGCACAAGCACAAGCAUGGUCACAAGCAUGACCACUGUCACAAGAAAGGAAAGAACUCUCAUGGGUCCUCCAGCAGCUCCUGCAGCAGCGACUCUGACUAGAUGAAGAUUCCCGGAUGAGAAGAGAAACAAGUCGGCCCCUGGGAACAUUCAUCCUGCUACCAUAUGCUCUAAUCAAUAUUUUACUAUAUUUUUGCAAAUUGUUUACCCAAAUCAGGCUUUUGUCAAAACAUAUUAAAUGAAAACUAAUUUAGUUUUCACAUAUCAAGUGAAGAUGGAGAUGGAUGGAUAUUCACUCACAGCUUUUCAAUCUCCCAAAGGCAUCCAACAUCCAACAAUUCUGGAUGUUUAAAAUUAUUCUAGAUCAGCCAUGACAUGACCUGUUGAUGUGGUAUGAUGUAGUAUAAGGCAUGUAUCCAUGAUUGUGAGAAAAAAAAAAUGCUUUCUGUGCAUGAUAAAUGCUAGUAAAUUAAUAACAUAAUAA